AUGCGAGUUAUCCCCGUUAGACCAUUGGCACAUUCCAUCUCCUCCUUCCUCAACCAUCUCGACCUCCAUUCUGUUGUGGUCAACAUGUCGGCGUCUUUGACAUCACUCAUCGCAGCCAUCAGCGCGAUUCGCUCGGGCGUGGGCAUCGUUCAGCAUCAAGCGAUCCGCCAUGUCGCCUACUCUCCUUACCUCACGGUGCUCUUGAUCGAAAGCGUCAAGAUCUCUUGCGCAAGCAUCCUCUUGACAAGGGCAUUGCACAAGGAACGCCAAGCCGACCGCGUCGACCAGCAGGCCACCUACACCAAGCUCGCCACAGACGAGAGCGAGGAGGACGACGCGAAUGCCUCGACCGACAAUCUCGUCAGCGAUGCACCGGAAGCGGAACUGCCCAACGCUUCGACCGCGCCUCGAACGCUCUACCACCACGUUCUUUCCCAAAUCUUUGCACGACAGGGGCUUCGACUCAUCGUACCGGCGCUGCUGUACGUGGCGCAGAACAACCUGUGCCUGGUGGGAGCUACCGAGCUGGAUCCUGCCUUCUUCCAGGCGCUGUGGCAGAUGCGUCUGCUGGUCAGCGCUGUGCUGAGUCGAUUCGUGCUCAAGCGACAGAUCCUAUGGCAGCAGUGGGUGUGCAUCUUGGGCAUCUUUGGCGGCGUGCUGUGCGUCAAGUACGCCACCAUGGGUCACGCUCACGGCGAAAAGGUUCAGGUCGGUCACAAGGAGUUGUCUUCGACCGCAUUGGCGACGCUCCAGGUAGCCACGGCUGCAGUGCUCAGUUCGGUGGCGGGCAUCACGCUAGAAUACAUCUUUCGCGAUCGAACCGUUAACCUCUGGGCCUCCAAUGUGCAGCUCAGCGCGUUCUCGAUCCCCUCUGCAGCGGUGCUCGUCAUGCUGUCCGACAAGAACAAGCUUGCGCCGGUGGUGCACGACCUCACGCACAGCUUCUGGCCUGUCAGCGUGGUCGUAUUUGGUGAUUGCCAGCCUGGCUCCGGUCGACAAGUCUUUGACAGUGUGUACGCAGCUUGA
Molecule: messenger RNA, 1026 nt
Organism: Pseudozyma hubeiensis SY62
Lineage: Eukaryota; Fungi; Basidiomycota; Ustilaginomycetes; Ustilaginales; Ustilaginaceae
Product: UDP-galactose transporter
Exons: 1
Coding region: 1-1026 (341 amino acids)
Biological process (GO): pyrimidine nucleotide-sugar transmembrane transport
Cellular component (GO): Golgi membrane
Molecular function (GO): UDP-galactose transmembrane transporter activity
Source: RefSeq, a predicted model, not a curated record